AUGGUUACAGUUCAACAGAGUAGCGAACUCAAUGCCCUCUUCCCCUCCCCAUCUUCCCCGCCAAAUGUGCUUUCCCCUCCGCGGUCGCCUGGCGCUUCUCCAGAAGCAGUUGUAGCUUUGUCACAGGUCUUGAAGGAGAACUACACAAAGUACCACAUUUUCUUCAACUACAAGCGGUUCCAUAACCAUGUCACUCAUCGCGCGCUAGCACUUUUUGUCAUGGGCGCGAGUGGGUCACUGAUCGAACAGUUCUACAAGCAAGACAGCUCCUACCAGCGCCCAGCCGUCGAGCCUCCCGAAGCUGUCACAGAAGAGAACUUUAUCGAACAUCUAGGUGAUGACAACUUUUACGCCGCGUACAAAUCCUUCUUCAUCAAGGUUAUCCAGGACAAGGGCCUCAGCGCCACGCUGGAAGAAUACGUAUUCUCUAAGAAGUACAACUUUAUAGAGGGACGAGACGCGUUUAACCAGCCGGUGAUGUUGGCGCGCUUCCUUGGAGGUUUGUUCCACGCCUUCAUCCAUGUAGGCUAUGGCGCAGAAUUAGGUAUUCAGGGCAUGGUCGUCGAAGGUCUUGCAUUGGCCAGCGUGCACGAGCAUGAGUUCUUACCAUCGUAUCUCUUCGAGCCCAGCGGCACGACUGCAGUGGAAGAGGUUACAACUCGACUUACCUCGCUUGUCCUUAAUUCAAAGACAUCUACUACGCCCUCUCAAGUCAAACAACCACCGAAAAACCACGCAUUCUCCAUUCUUGCCAAGAUCAUGCAAGAUCCGAAAUUCACACCACAGGAAAUCAAGAAGUAUUUCAAAAAUUUUGAUGGCCUGAUGUCUGAGCAUGGUGAUAUUAUAUGGCGCUACGCUGAACAAUGGACGAUCGACCCGUCGCAGCCAGGCGAAAUUGAAGAUAAGAUGGAAGAAUGUAUCUGGACAAGCACUAUCCUCUACUGCAUUGGCGGAUGGAACAAAGAUAAAGGCUUAACAGCAGACUUCACCUACAUGCAUCUCGUCACGUCUAGUCUCUUCCUUCCAUCCUUGUUGCCUUACCUACCAAAACAUUCACAAGUUCUUGUGCUUCGCGGAUACUUUGCGUCGACUAUUGGGUGGUGGAUCGCACUCGGCUUCCCUAGACUGGACAUUCAAGGCUUCCUCAGUGCCACCUCACCUCUUCCGUCAGAUAUAAAGGUCGCUAACCCGUUCCUCGACAUCAUUCAAUCUGCGAUAAUGCACUCAAACGAACAUAUGCCAAAGAUUCAGCGCGCCUUGGCACAUUUCUCGUCACUUUAUGGCACACGGCCCAAGGGCUACUUCAAGGACACAGAAUUAGAGGGCGCAGAAGCGCUAGAUGGAUCGCUCUUCUUUUGGGCUGCGAAAUUGACUGACGAGUAUAUGAGCGAAGGGAGGCCCUGGAGCCAAGAAGGGUUUCCUGUGAAGGAUUAG
Suillus bovinus is the source of this 1434-nucleotide messenger RNA. RefSeq lists its product as uncharacterized. The coding region runs from base 1 to 1434 and encodes 477 amino acids. Lineage: Eukaryota; Fungi; Basidiomycota; Agaricomycetes; Boletales; Suillaceae. The transcript is spliced from 5 exons. Gene Ontology annotation, molecular function: oxidoreductase activity. The record is from RefSeq and is a predicted model, not a curated record.